Pyrenophora tritici-repentis Pt-1C-BFP is the source of this 2427-nucleotide messenger RNA. The record is from RefSeq and is a predicted model, not a curated record. Lineage: Eukaryota; Fungi; Ascomycota; Dothideomycetes; Pleosporales; Pleosporaceae.
AUGGGCAAACACAGGCUUGUUGACCGCGCAACCGCAACCGCAACCGCCCAUGUGCCGCAUCCGCUAAAUCCGCCGUUACCACCACCACCACCACCACCACCAACACAAACACAGGCUCCUCCUUUACACGCGCCGCAUCGUCUCUUUGCACAUUCGCUGCAUUGUCCGCACCUCGGCGCGCUUCUCUCCCACGCCCUCUGCGAGCCCUGGGAUCCGCCCCGCAAGAGACUAAGGAAGAUGCCCAAGUCGUCGACGUUGUCGCUAGCCAUGAGGGGCAAGACCAAAGACAGCGGUAGCGCCAGCACCCCCAUGAGCCCAAAGAGCCCACGUUCACCCGACAUGCCUGAGGACCAGGACUUUGCGACACCCAAUGCCGCGUUUCACAACAUGCCACAGUCGCCCGCCUCGCCCAAGCCUCGCAAAGACUCCAAAAGCAUCUUUGCCAACUUCUCCGCUAACAAGUCGUCCUCGCGCCUGAACAGCCAGGGGAACUCUGCACGCCAAAAUUCCGAACAACCCACGCCUAGCCUGUACUCGAAUGGCCGCGGCGGUGCCUCAACACCAGACCUCGGCCGUCCUGUGCGCACUCCCAACUCCGACGGUAUGGUCCUACCAACCCAAACAACCAUGGUUUCGCUAACGAGAACAGACAACCGCUCAGAAGUUGUACGCCUAGACCAGCGCACAGGUUCAGGCCUGUCAAACGACUCAUCCGACCCCCACCCAGACUCCUCCAAACGCACCACAAUCAAACCAAAGAAGCAGGGCCUCUUGCCAAGGUCGAAAUCUAUCAAAGAAGGCGAGGCCGCAGGGUCCCGUACCAAGCUCAACAAGGCUCCCCCGGGGCAGCUAUCCCCCGACAUUGCAGCCUCGUGGGCCACGAAUGGCGAGGGGAAUGGGAUGCCUAUGAAGUCGGCACCAAUGGACAAAGGUCAGUCAUGGCGCCAUGCGGGCAAGGGCAGGCUUCGAACUCACUCAGCAGACCGUCAGGAUGGGUCGAAGCAAAUUCCACGCGACGACGACCAGAGAAGGGACAAAGCUGAACAAAUAUCCCUAGCCUCCAACUCGUACAAUUCCUACAACGAAAGUAAAGGACACAAUUUCAUUUCGAAGCUCGGUUCAGGGGCUCGCAACAUGGGAGAGAAAAUGGAUUCUGCACGCAAGGGCGUGUUUGGAAAACUGGGACGAAGCUCAAGCAACCACGAGAGCCAAACGCCGGUAACGAACGAGCCAUAUGUUUGCAAGAUUAUACAUAAGCCCUUGAUCGAGCAAACAAGAUUGACGCGAAUAUCAACGCGCUUGGAGCAGUCACGCGACAAGACGGAAUUUUGGAUGCCGGCUCUACCAUGGCGGUGCAUUGACUACUUGAACAUGCGGGGUUGUGAAGAAGAAGGAUUAUAUCGCGUUCCAGGUUCCGCCCAACAAGUACGGUACUACGAACGCAAGUUUGACGAGGACCGAGAUAUCGACUUGAUCAGCGACCCGAACCUCAACGAUCCCAAUGUCAUCGGUUCACUAUUCAAGAACUGGCUACGGCAACUACCAGAUGAAAUCUUCCCCAAACAAAUACAAGCAGCGAUCCAACAACAAUGUCAGGGCGCCAAAACGACACCACAAAUGCUCAAGGAUGAGCUAUCAAAAUUGCCCCCAUUUAACUAUUAUCUUUUAUUCGCAAUCACCUGCCACAUCAGCUUGUUGCACUCGUGCUCCGAGUUCAACAAGAUGAACUACAACAACUUGUGCAUCUGUUUCCAACCCGCAAUCAAGAUUGACGCUUUUUGUUUCCAGUUCCUUAUCCUGGAUUGGCGAAACUGUUGGCAGGGCUGCUGGACCGAGAAGGAUUUUCUAACGGAUGAGAUCAAUUUUCUCAAUGCCGUGGAAAGCGAGCAUCUACAGCAGCAACACAUGCAGCAGCAGCAGCAGCAGCAACAACAGCAACAACAGCAGCAGCAGCCGACACCUUCUCGAGGUGGUCCACUUCAAAACUCUACCAAGAACAAGGCGCAUUCAUCACCACACGUUGGGAAGCCUUCUACGACACGAAGUCAUUCGACUGACCAUAUCAAACCAUCAACACGAGGACUCUCAUCUGACAGGAGUGGACGCGCCACGCCCCCAAAUCCUUCGCUGGUUUUGUCGGAACCUUCAAGUAAUCCUAUUUUACGCAUGCGCGGUGGCUACAGCGAGCGUACAAGUUCGCCUGAACGGAUGAUUUCAUCUUCAGAUAGCAAAGAAGGUAGUGGUGGCGGACCAAAACGGCUCGCUCCACGUGCACCGCCGUCUGUAAACACUGAGACGUCCUCGAUUGACUACGACGAAAAUGCUACACCAACGCAGGCACAGCAUAGUCGUGGGCCAUCGGAAUCGACGCAAUUUCGAUUGGACCUCCGCGAUCCCCCCGGGUCACCUUUCAAUAUCAAGUUUUGA